GGUGAGCAACGUGCGUACUAUAUAAGCAUCAUAUUGAAGCAUAAUCUAUCAAACAAGGUCUCCUAAAGUAAUAGGGAAAAGAGCUAAGUGGCUAGACCUGCUAGUAGUUCUUGUAAUUAAAAAUCAGGUUCUCAAAGUAACGAUCUAUCUCUAAUCAGAUACAACAUGCAGAUCUUCGUCAAGACUUUAACUGGCAAAACCAUCACCCUCGACGUCGAAGCCGUCGAUACCAUUCAAAACAUCAAGGGCAAGAUCGAGGAUAAGGAAGGUAUCCCCCCAGAUCAGCAGCGCCUGAUCUUCGCUGGCAAGCAACUUGAAGACGGCCGCGCUUUGUCGGACUACAAUAUCCAGAAGGGAUCCACGCUGCAUCUGGUCCUGCGCCUCCGAGGUGGAAUGCAAAUAUUCGUCAAGAUGUUAACCGGCAGAUGCAUGGCUAUUGAUACCGAGCCAGAGGACACAGUCGAAGUCCUGAAGGGAAAGGUUUCGGAAAGACUAGAGGAAAUCCCGCCAAACCAACAGCGCUUGAUCUUCGCCGGUAAACAGCUAGAAGACGGUCGCACCCUUGCCGAAUACAGCAUUAUCAAAGGAUCGACCCUGCACUUGGUGCUGCGGCUAAAGGGUGGGAUGCAAAUAUUCGUAAAGACGCUGACUGGCAAAACCAUCACCCUCGAGGUUGAGCCAUCUGAUACAAUUGAAAAUGUAAAAGCCAAAAUCCAGGACAAGGAAGGAAUUCCUCCAGAUCAACAGCGUCUGAUUUUCGCUGGCAAGCAACUGGAAGAUGGUCGCACUCUUUCGGACUACAACAUCCAGAAAGAGAGCACUCUUCAUCUGGUUCUCCGUCUGCGAGGAGGAAUGCAAAUUUUCGUAAAAACAUUGACUGGUAAAACCAUUACCCUUGAAGUUGAACCUUCGGACACUAUUGAAAACGUUAAAGCCAAGAUUCAGGACAAGGAAGGAAUUCCCCCAGAUCAACAGCGUCUAAUCUUUGCUGGCAAGCAGCUGGAGGAUGGUCGUACUUUGUCGGACUACAAUAUUCAAAAAGAGAGCACAUUGCAUUUGGUUCUCCGUCUUCGUGGAGGAAUGCAGAUUUUCGUGAAAACAUUGACUGGUAAAACCAUUACCCUUGAAGUUGAACCUUCGGACACUAUUGAAAACGUUAAAGCCAAGAUUCAGGACAAGGAAGGAAUUCCCCCAGAUCAACAGCGUCUAAUCUUUGCUGGCAAGCAGCUGGAGGAUGGUCGUACUUUGUCGGACUACAAUAUUCAAAAAGAGAGCACAUUGCAUUUGGUUCUUCGUCUUCGUGGAGGAAUGCAGAUUUUCGUGAAAACAUUGACUGGUAAAACCAUUACCCUUGAAGUUGAACCUUCGGACACUAUUGAAAACGUUAAAGCCAAGAUUCAGGACAAGGAAGGCAUUCCCCCAGAUCAACAGCGUCUGAUUUUUGCUGGUAAACAGCUGGAGGAUGGUCGCACUCUGUCGGACUACAACAUCCAGAAAGAAAGCACUCUCCAUCUGGUUCUCCGUCUUCGAGGAGGAAUGCAAAUUUUCGUAAAAACUCUGACUGGGAAAACCAUUACCCUUGAAGUUGAACCUUCGGAUACUAUUGAAAACGUUAAAGCCAAGAUUCAGGAUAAGGAAGGAAUUCCCCCAGAUCAACAGCGUCUAAUCUUUGCUGGCAAGCAGCUGGAGGAUGGUCGUACUUUGUCGGACUACAAUAUUCAAAAAGAGAGCACAUUGCAUUUGGUUCUCCGUCUUCGUGGAGGAAUGCAGAUUUUCGUGAAAACAUUGACUGGUAAAACCAUUACCCUUGAAGUUGAACCUUCGGACACUAUUGAAAACGUUAAAGCCAAGAUUCAGGACAAGGAAGGAAUUCCCCCAGAUCAACAGCGUCUAAUCUUUGCUGGCAAGCAGCUGGAGGAUGGUCGUACUUUGUCGGACUACAAUAUUCAAAAAGAGAGCACAUUGCAUUUGGUUCUCCGUCUUCGUGGAGGAAUGCAGAUUUUCGUGAAAACAUUGACUGGUAAAACCAUUACCCUUGAAGUUGAACCUUCGGACACUAUUGAAAACGUUAAAGCCAAGAUUCAGGACAAGGAAGGCAUUCCCCCAGAUCAACAACGUCUGAUUUUCGCCGGUAAACAACUGGAAGAUGGUCGUACUUUGUCCGACUACAACAUUCAAAAGGAGAGCACUCUUCAUUUGGUCCUCCGUCUUCGUGGAGGAAUGCAAAUUUUCGUGAAAACAUUAACUGGUAAAACCAUUACCCUCGAGGUUGAACCAUCCGAUACAAUUGAAAAUGUGAAGGCUAAAAUUCAGGAUAAGGAAGGUAUUCCCCCAGAUCAACAACGUCUGAUUUUCGCCGGUAAACAACUGGAAGAUGGUCGUACUUUGUCCGACUACAACAUCCAAAAAGAGAGCACAUUGCAUUUGGUUCUCCGUCUGCGAGGAGGAAUGCAGAUUUUCGUGAAAACAUUGACUGGUAAAACCAUUACCCUUGAAGUUGAACCUUCGGACACUAUUGAAAACGUUAAAGCCAAGAUUCAGGACAAGGAAGGAAUUCCCCCAGAUCAACAGCGUCUAAUCUUUGCUGGCAAGCAGCUGGAGGAUGGUCGUACUUUGUCGGACUACAAUAUUCAAAAAGAGAGCACAUUGCAUUUGGUUCUCCGUCUUCGUGGAGGAAUGCAGAUUUUCGUGAAAACAUUGACUGGUAAAACCAUUACCCUUGAAGUUGAACCUUCGGACACUAUUGAAAACGUUAAAGCCAAGAUUCAGGAUAAGGAAGGCAUUCCCCCAGAUCAACAGCGUCUGAUUUUUGCUGGUAAACAGCUGGAGGAUGGUCGCACUCUGUCGGACUACAACAUCCAGAAAGAAAGCACUCUCCAUCUGGUUCUCCGUCUUCGAGGAGGAAUGCAAAUUUUCGUAAAAACUCUGACUGGGAAAACCAUUACCCUUGAAGUUGAACCUUCGGAUACUAUUGAAAACGUUAAAGCCAAGAUUCAGGACAAGGAAGGAAUUCCCCCAGAUCAACAACGUCUGAUCUUUGCUGGUAAGCAGCUCGAAGAUGGUCGUACUUUGUCCGACUACAACAUUCAAAAGGAGAGCACAUUGCAUCUGGUACUCCGUCUACGAGGAGGAAUGCAGAUUUUCGUUAAAACUUUGACUGGAAAAACCAUUACCCUUGAAGUUGAACCUUCGGACACUAUUGAAAACGUUAAAGCCAAGAUUCAGGAUAAGGAAGGCAUUCCCCCAGAUCAACAGCGUCUGAUUUUUGCUGGUAAACAGCUGGAGGAUGGUCGUACUUUGUCCGACUACAACAUUCAGAAAGAAAGUACCCUGCAUUUAGUAUUGCGAUUGAGAGGUGGACAGUAAUUCAUAUGUCUAGUGCAAAUAAAUGACUAUUAAAAACUAA
This is a messenger RNA of Malaya genurostris, 3406 nucleotides long. RefSeq names its product polyubiquitin-C-like. Gene Ontology annotation, cellular component: cytoplasm; nucleus. Gene Ontology annotation, biological process: protein ubiquitination; modification-dependent protein catabolic process. Lineage: Eukaryota; Metazoa; Arthropoda; Insecta; Diptera; Culicidae. Gene Ontology annotation, molecular function: ubiquitin protein ligase binding; protein tag activity. The transcript has 3 exons. The record is from RefSeq and is a predicted model, not a curated record. The coding region runs from base 166 to 3366 and encodes 1066 amino acids.